This is a messenger RNA of Branchiostoma floridae (Florida lancelet), 4446 nucleotides long. RefSeq names its product polycystic kidney disease protein 1-like 2. NCBI's taxonomy places the organism in Eukaryota, Metazoa, Chordata, Leptocardii, Amphioxiformes, Branchiostomatidae. Gene Ontology annotation, cellular component: membrane. The record is from RefSeq and is a predicted model, not a curated record. Gene Ontology annotation, molecular function: calcium channel activity; protein binding. Gene Ontology annotation, biological process: detection of mechanical stimulus. The coding region runs from base 1 to 4446 and encodes 1481 amino acids. The transcript is spliced from 24 exons.
AUGGUAAAAAGAGAGAAUGAGUUUGACUCCUGGUUGAAUGUUGUGUCCUUGGGAAAGGAUAUUGAAGUAGUGAUUCUUGAAAUUAUGGAUGGCCUGUCACAGACAAAGGUCUUAGACGUCGAUGAUGUCAUGGACCUUACUUCCCUCCUAGCCAUGGGUGCUGCUGAACCAGAGAAGCUCUCCAAGAAUUUGACACUGCUUAUUGCAAGAGGUCUAGAACUAUCAGCAGAGGCCCUGAGGAUGAUAGUGGAGAACAACACGAACGAUGACAUCCCAGUAAAAGAUAUCAAUGCAGUGUCUGCCAACAUCUUCACAGGGUUUACAAUCCUCUUGGAGGCUACUGCCACCUCAGCUUGGACUGCUGAGUCCAAUUUGCAAGAAGAAGAGGCAAUAGAAGCUAACAAUGGAACAGCCAGUGCUGCCUUCAAGGGAAUCAGCCACAUAUUUCACAUGUACUACACCCUGCCGCCAGACAAUGGGACUGCCACACUGGAGAUGUCAGUGUUGCAUGCCAAGCUCCAUAAGGAAGUUUGUGAAAUUGCCCAGAAAAAGGUGUUCACAGUCAACGACACCUCUUCUAUAGUCCCAGCAUUUGUUGCCCAGAAAAAGGUGUUCACAGUCAACGACACCUUGUUUGUGGUUCCAGCGUUCAACACACUCCUCGCCAAUGGUUGUGAGGAGGCAGAUAGCUUUGGAGUUGGGAUAAUCAACUCCGACUUCAAUCCGUUCCGGUACUCGGAAAACUCCCCUGAUGUGGGGUCGGAGGUGGUGGGCCUUACCGUGUGGAGGGGACAAGACAGACAGCCGGUGCACCACCUCCCCAAACCUGUGGACAUGAUCAUUCCCAGGGACAAACAACACACAACAAGCAGUGUGUACAAGCACACAGGAUGGAUCAGAAGCUGGGACGACAUUGCUGUUGUCCCCUUCCGCCCCCAGAGAGCCAGGACUGCUCUCACCAUCCUACUGGACAUCACCAGCACCAGCCACCCAGACCUGGACAUGCCACACAUGCAGCUGGUGUGGCAGAAGGCGUCGGCACCAACUGCAGACAGCUUCAAAGCUGCUGACUGGACGACUGUGCUGCCUGUGCCACAGGCCCAGCUGUAUACACUACAGCUGCUGCACACAUACAACAAUACAAACCUGACGUCCCACCCGUACUCAUGGCUUCUGCCUUUGGAAGCUUUGAAUGUUUCAGAGUGGGACAUACAAAACAAUACGACUUUCUACUUGGAAAAAGGGAAAUUUGCUAGCCCAAUGCAUUAUGUAUUUUCUACAGGUGUGAAAUAUGCAGCAGAAGACACCAGUGUUCCUGUCAAGACCACGUUCACAGUGUCUGUAUUGGAAACUGCAUGUGUCUACUUUGGAGAAAACUCCUCCCACCUUUGGGAAGGUGACGGGUGCAAGGUGGGCCCACUGUCCAACACCACCCACCUCCACUGCCGCUGUGACCACCUGACCAAGUUUGCAGGGUUCGUCCCUCCCAAUCCAAUCAACUUUGACGUAGCGCUGAGCGCAAACAUUACCGAGAACCCGAUGGGGCUCAUCGCUGUCCUGUCCGUGUUCGGUCUGUUCCUGCUAGGAUGUCUGAUGGCAAGAAAGGCCGACAGAAUGGACCUCAUAAAGGUGGGUGUGACCACACCGCCUGGGCACAAGUUGAGCCCUAACCCUGACUACCAUUACAUAGUCACUGUCUACACAGGCUUUGGCUUGGAUGCCAGCACCACUUCACAGGUUUCGCUCACGGUGUUUGGCCUCCAAAACGAGAGCGAGCCUUUCACCCUGCGUGACGACCGACGGCUGCUUUUUGGAGGGGGCAGCAUGGAUUCUUUCCUCGUGUCCUCUGAAGAGUGGCUCGGACCGCUCACACACGUCCACGUCUGGCACAACAACACCGGCCCCAGCGCUGGAUGGUACCUGAGUAAGGUGGUGAUCCAACAUGUACGUUCAGGAAGGGUGGACUACUUCAUCUGCAACAAGUGGCUCGCUCUGGAUGAAGAUGACGGCAGAAUCGACCGCAUGGUCUUUGUAGCCUCCCCAGAGGAGAUGGCAGACCGGUCCAACCUGAUCAGUGAAAGAGUCACAAAAGACUUCCAUGACGACCACCUGCUCUACUCCGUGGUUGGCCGCCCCGCCCGCAGCCCCUUCACGCGUGCCCAGCGCCUGGCGUGCUGCAUGUCCACCGUUUACUCCGCCAUGCUCGCCAACAUCAUGUUCUUUGGGCAGGGAGACAAAUUCGACCCCCCAGAGCCCAUCCGGAUCAUGGGAGUGGAAAUAGAGCCUCCGAUCUCCCUACCAGAGAUCAUGAUUGCCAUAGAGAGUGCGGUCAUCGUCUUUCCCAUCAACGCCCUGAUUGUACUGCUCUACAGGAACGCUGCUCCCAAACCAAGCAGCGCACCAGCAAGAAGACUUGCUGAUACAAAAGAUGCCAAGCCCCAGGACACUGGAAAGGGAAGAGGAUGCCAUCUGCCUUGGUGGACAUCAACAGUUGCCGGACUGCUGGCAUUUGCCGUCAGCUUUGUUGCAGCGUUCUUCACGGUCCUGUACACCCUUAGCUUCGGCCGUGACAAGGCGGAGGCGUGGUUAACCACCUUCCUCGCAUCAUUUAUAACAGACAUGAUCCUGAUCCAGCCAGUCAAGGUGCUGGUUGCAGCUGUCGUCCUCGGGCUACUCAUCCGGAAACCUACAACAGAGGACGACCCGCCUCCUACAGAACCUACAGGUGAUGAAGAGUACCUGCAGAUUGUGGCUGAACAGCCUGCUGCUGAAGUGUCAGCUACCGGAGGCCCCCUCCAUGGUGAUGACCUUGCCAGAGACAGAGCUCACCGCAUCAGGAGGAAGAUGUGGCGUCGUACGCUCCAGGAGAUCGUGAUUUACGGCACGUUCCUGUCCGUCCUGAUGGUGAUGUCCUACACCGAGAGGAGCAACUUGGCCUUCCACAUGGACAACUCUGUCAGGAGAGCUCUGGAAGGUGGUGACUCAUUCUCAAAGAUAUCUGAUCCUGCGUCCUACUGGACGUGGCUGGAGCAGGACGUCCUGCCUGCUGUCCACAGUCCAGCCUGGUACAACGGGAGGUCAUGUGAGGACAGCCUGACUCUACCCGAGCACCUAACCCACGUCAUGUCCCCCUUACAACUACGACAAGUCCGCAUUGGCCAAGAGGAAGACUGCACCAUUCCUGAUGCCAUGACUCCCGUCGUGGUCGGUUGUCUGGACGAGUACUCCACAGGUGAAAUGGACACAGGCAGCUACAGCGGCAGCUGGGGAGUGGCAACUAACAACACUGAUCAUGACAGGAGCACUAUCCCGUCCCCGUGGCACUACACAUAUGGGGAUAUCAAUAACGGUUUCCUGUAUGUUGGGGAGCAUGGCGUGUACUCGGGAGGGGGUUACACAGCCACCCUCAACAACACACUCAGCGCCAGCCUUCAGACCCUGGAACAUCUUCGCUCCAACAACUGGCUGGACAACCGGACCCGAGCCGUCUUCAUGGAGACAGUUCUGUACAACCCUCACGCCAACCUCUUCGCUGUGGUUACCAUGACAACGGAGUUCAGCAUCACCGGGCAUGUCUCCAUGGCAACAGAGCUGGUGACCUUCAGGAUCCACCACGAUGGGCAGGUCCUGCUGCUGGUUCUACGGAUGGUCCUGAUGAUCCUCCUGCUCUUCAGCCUGGUCAGGGGAGUCCUGAGGUUCAACACAUACGUGAUUGCCUACCUGACAGACCCCUGGAGCUGGCUGGAGAUACUCACCAUCACCACAGGCAUGGCCACCAUGGGGCUGUACUUCCGCGCCCAGAGCACGGCAGACGAGGUCUCCGUACAGGAGGGCCGAGCCGUGUUCCAACUGUACCGAAGCGCCGCCAUGUGGUACCAGGUGUACACGUACCUGCUGGGCACGCUCACCUGCUGCACCUUGGUCAAGUUCAUCCGCCUUCUCAAGUUCAACAAGCACGUCAACGCACUGCUGUACACCAUGAAGAAGACGGCAAGGCCUCUCAUCAACUUCUUUGUCAUGUCAGGCAUCGUCUUCACGGCAUUCGCACUAGCAUGCACUAUGCAGUUCAUCCUCCUGUCCAUGUUCAUGACCAUCAUCAUGGAUGUGUACAUGGAAGUGAAGGGCGACAACCCCGAGGAUGUAGGCAUGAUGGGUUUCCUGUGGGAGGAGGCGUGUGGGGUCGCACACAAGAUCAAGGUCAAAUCAAACAGGCCUAAAACGCAGCCGCCAGCAGAUAGGGAACGUCAGUUCACUCAGCUGGACCAGAUGCAUGAGCUGUUAGAAGAGCUGGACAGAAAGGAGAAAAGUAGAGAAAAGGAAGAGAAAAGAAGAGAAAAGAAAGAGAAAAGAAGAGAGGAAGAAGAGAAACGUAUAGAGAAGAGAAAUAGAGAAGAGAGGAACAGAAUGCUGCGGUACUCCGAGAGCCCUAGCUUGUGGUUUGUGUGA